Messenger RNA from Didymodactylos carnosus, 318 nucleotides. NCBI's taxonomy places the organism in Eukaryota, Metazoa, Rotifera, Eurotatoria, Philodinida, Philodinidae. The record is from the annotation of a GenBank genome assembly.
AUGACAUCUAUUACACCAUUACAAAAUUCGAUAAUUGAUGUAACAUUACUUACUGAUCCGAUCACACUUGAUUUAUAUAAAGAUCCAGUGAUAGCAGAAGAUGGACAUACGUAUGAACGUGAAGCAAUUUUACAAUGGAUAAGGGAAAAAGGCAAUAGUCCAUUCACACGACAACCAUUAGAUAUUAAUAAGUUACAUCCAAAUAUAGAGAUAAAACGACAAGUUGCUGAAUAUAUAAAAUUAGAAUAUGGCGGAGUAAGAUCCGAUAUAGUAAAUCGAAUUAAAGAAGAAGAGUCAAUCUAUAUGGACUCUGCAUAA